Molecule: messenger RNA, 480 nt
Organism: Prunus armeniaca (apricot)
Lineage: Eukaryota; Viridiplantae; Streptophyta; Magnoliopsida; Rosales; Rosaceae
Source: the annotation of a GenBank genome assembly
AUGGACAAGUCUUCAUCAAAAUUGGCUCUUCUGGUUGUGCUCAUGGUCAUUGCAUCUGGUUUGGAGUUAUGUGCUGAAGCAAGAAACAUCGCAGUCAUAGAGCCUGAUUGCCUCUAUGAUCCAGAAUGUGCGAAUUUUUGUUGUGCUAACCAGAAAGUAGAGGCGCAUCACACCAUUCCUCCUCCCCUUUCUCCCAUGUCCGAUCGAAGCCUCCGACGAUUGCCACAAGCUGAUGUUGAAGAAGAUAGUGAAGACAUCGUCGCUUUGCUGCUACUAGAUCUCAUCUUGAAUCUGGAUUUGGCUGGCGAAUUAUCGCUUUGCUUCUUCUUGCUCCUAGAUCCUAACUAUUAUUAUGAUUCCAAGCUGAUCCGGACACGUAUCAGCUUUGGCUUCGCUCACUUAAAGCCUCACUGGAGCUGCUGUACACGCACGACGAUUUUGUGGUGUCAAAUCCAAACGACUCCGUUGCCGAAAAUCUAA